GUUAGUGGUUGAGCCCAUUGGACAGGUAGAGCGUUGAAACGGUCGUCACUCCCCCCAGGUUCAACGCACUGUUGGUAGGCACCGCACGGAAGUGUGGCUGCCUCUGAGCUCGGGGUAGUCUACUUGAUAUUCAUGAGGCGCGCGCAGCUCGGCUCCUAAUGAGCUCAGGGAAGGCGGGGGACAGAGGCACUGGGCGGCGGCGGCGGCGGCGCGCGGGCGGCGAGGAGGCAGCAGGCGGGCGGCGCGCGCCGAGCCGAGCGGAGGGAGCAGGCUUCAGGGGGCAGCGUGCUAGCCGGUAACAUGGAGCCACCCGGAGGGGGCCUAGGGCCGGGCCGCGGGACCCGGGAAAAGAAGAAGGGUCGGAGUCCCGAGGAGCCGCCCGUAGCUGGCGGCGGCGGUGACGGCGGCAAAUCCAAGAAAUUCACUUUGAAGCGGCUCAUGGCAGAUGAGCUGGAGAGAUUUACCAGUAUGAGGAUAAAGAAAGAAAAAGAAAAGCCUAAUUCUGCUCAUAGGAAUUCAUCUGCAUACUAUGGUGAAGAUCCUUCUGCACAAUCGCUUCAGGAUGUCUCAGAUGAGCAAGUCUUAGUCCUUUUUGAACAGAUGUUGCUGGAUAUGAACCUGAAUGAAGAGAAACAGCAACCUUUGAGAGAGAAAGACAUUAUCAUCAAGAGGGAGAUGGUAUCCCAGUACUUGCACACCUCGAAGGCAGGCAUGAGUCAAAAGGAGAGCUCCAGGUCUGCCAUGAUGUAUAUCCAAGAGCUUCGUUCAGGUUUAAAGGAUAUGUCUCUACUUAGCUGCCUAGAGUCCCUUCGUGUGUCACUUAACAAUAACCCUGUCAGCUGGGUACAGACCUUUGGAGCUGAGGGCCUUGCAAGCUUGCUGGACAUACUUAAACGACUCCAUGAUGAGAGAGAAGAAUCUCCUGGAAGCUACGACAGCCGUAAUAAGCAUGAGAUUAUUCGCUGUUUGAAAGCUUUUAUGAACAACAAGUUUGGGAUCAAGACGAUGUUGGAAACAGAAGAAGGAAUCCUGCUACUGGUCAGAGCCAUGGACCCUGCUGUCCCCAAUAUGAUGAUUGAUGCAGCCAAGCUUCUGUCUGCUCUUUGCAUUCUACCACAGCCUGAGGAUAUGAAUGAACGUGUUCUGGAGGCUAUGACAGAGCGAGCAGAGAUGGAGGAGGUAGACCGCUUCCAGCCUCUCUUGGAGGGAUUAAAGAGUGGAACCUCCAUUGCUCUCAAGGUGGGAUGUCUACAAUUGAUCAAUGCCCUCAUCACACCUGCAGAAGAACUUGAUUUCAGAGUCCAUAUCCGAAGUGAGCUGAUGCGCUCAGGUCUGCAGCAAGUACUUAAGGAUCUGCGACUGAUGGAGAAUGAAGAUAUGAAGGUACAGCUGGCUGUGUUUGAUGAGCAAGGGGAGGAGGAUUCCUAUGACCUGAAGGGAAGAUUGGAAGAUAUACGAAUGGAAAUGGAUGAUUUCAGUGAAGUUUUUCAGAUCCUCCUGAACACAGUUAAGGAUUCAAAGGCUGAACCGCUCUUCCUAUCCAUCCUGCAGCAUCUGCUGCUGGUCCGAAAUGACUACGAGGCCAGACCUCAGUACUAUAAGCUGAUAGAUGAGUGCAUAUCCCAGAUAGUGCUUCACAAGAAUGGUGCUGAUCCCGACUUCAAGUGCCGACACCUCCAAAUAGAUAUUGAAGGAUUGAUUGAUCAAAUGAUUGAUAAAACAAAAGUGGAGAAAACUGAGGCCAAAGCUAUAGAGUUGGAAAAGAAGCUGGACUCAGAACUAACUGCUCGGCAUGAGCUACAGGUGGAAAUGAAAAAGAUGGAGGGUGACUUUGAACAGAAACUCCAGGAACUACAAGGAGAGAAGCAAACAUUGGAUGCAGAGAAACAACAAUUGGCUACUGAGAAAAAGGACCUGGAAGCUGAAGUCUCUCAGCUGACUGGAAAGGUUGCCAGUUUGUCUAAGGAGCUAGAAGAUGCCAAAAAGGACAUGGCUUCUCUCUCAGCUGCAGUUGUCUCUUCUGUUCCUCUUGCCCCUAGCAGUGAUACUAUUCCUCCUGCCCCUCCUCUUCUUAGUGACUCUAACAUAUCCCCUCCUUUACCCAGUGGUAUUAAUGUUCCUCCCCCUCCUCCUCCUCUGCCUGGUAGAGCUGCUAUUCCUCCUCCUCCCCCCCUACCUGGUGGAGCUGGUAUUCCUCCUCCUCCCCCCUUACCUGGUGGAGCUGGCAUUCCUCCUCCUCCCCCCCUACCUGGUGGAACUGCUAUUCCUCCUCCUCCCCCCUUACCUGGUGGAACUGCUAUUCCUCCUCCUCCCCCCUUACCUGGUGGAGCUGGCAUUCCUCCUCCUCCCCCCCUACCUGGUGGAGCUGGCAUUCCCCCUCCUCCCCCCCUACCUGGUGGAGCUGGCAUUCCUCCUCCUCCCCCCUUACCUGGUGGAGCUGGCAUUCCUCCUCCCCCUCCCCUGCCUGGUGGAACUGGAAUGCCCCCCCCUCCUCCUCCUUUACCUGGUGGAAUCCCUCCACCCCCUCCUCUCUCAGGGGUUCCUGGUAUCCCUCCACCUCCCCCAGGAAUGGGUGUGCCUCCACCUCCCCCUGCAUUUGGGGGUCUGGGAGUGACUGCGGCUCCAGUUCUGCCCUAUGGCUUGGUUCCAAAGAAGCUUUAUAAGCCAGAGGUGCAGCUCCGAAGGCCAAACUGGUCCAAGUUUGUUGCUGAAGAUCUGUCCCAGGAUUGUUUUUGGACAAAGGUAAAAGAGGACCGGUUUGAGAACAAUGAGCUAUUUGCUAAGCUCACACAUACCUUCUCAGCCCAGACAAAAACUUCCAAAGCCAAGAAGGAUCAGGAAGGUGGAGAAGAAAAGAAGUCAGUACAGAAGAAAAAAGUAAAAGAACUGAAGGUGUUGGAUUCAAAGACGGCCCAAAAUCUCUCAAUCUUCCUGGGUUCUUUUCGUAUGCCCUAUCAGGAGAUCAAAGCUGUCAUCUUGGAGGUGAAUGAAGCUGUUCUAACAGAAUCAAUGGUGCAGAAUCUCAUUAAGCAGAUGCCAGAGCCAGAGCAACUAAAGAUGCUGUCAGAACUAAAGGAUGAAUAUGAUGAUUUGGCUGAGUCAGAACAGUUUGGUGUAGUGAUGGGCACUGUGCCUCGCCUUCGACCUCGACUCAAUGCCAUCCUCUUCAAGCUGCAGUUCAAUGAGCAGGUAGAAAAUAUCAAGCCAGAAAUUGUUUCUGUAACAGCUGCUUGUGAAGAGGUACGAAAGAGUGAGAACUUUUCUAGCCUCUUGGAGAUAACCCUGCUUGUGGGCAACUACAUGAAUGCUGGUUCUAGGAAUGCUGGUGCCUUUGGCUUCAACAUUAGCUUCCUUUGCAAGCUUCGUGACACCAAGUCCACUGAUCAGAAGAUGACACUGCUGCAUUUCUUGGCAGAAAUGUGUGAGAACAACUACCCUGAUGUCCUCAAGUUCCCAGAUGAGUUAACCCACGUAGAGAAGGCUAGUAGAGUUUCAGCUGAGAAUUUACAGAAGAACCUGGAUCUAAUGAAGAAGCAGAUUUCAGAUGUAGAAAGAGAUGUUCAGAACUUCCCAGCUGCCACUGAUGAAAAAGACAAAUUUGUGGAGAAAAUGACCAGCUUUGUAAAGGAUGCCCAGGAACAAUAUAACAAGCUGCGAAUGAUGCAUUCUAACAUGGAAACCCUCUUUAAGGAAUUAGGAGAUUACUUCCUCUUUGAUCCUAAGAAAAUGACUGUGGAAGAAUUCUUCAUGGACUUAAACAAUUUCAGGAAUAUGUUUCUGCAAGCUGUCAAGGAGAACCAAAAACGACGGGAGACAGAGGAAAAAAUGCGUCGAGCAAAGUUAGCCAAAGAAAAGGCAGAGAAAGAACGAUUAGAGAAGCAGCAGAAGAGAGAACAAUUGAUAGAUAUGAAUGCAGAGGGUGAUGAAACUGGUGUGAUGGACAGUCUCCUGGAAGCUCUACAGUCAGGUGCAGCAUUCCGAAGGAAGAGAGGACCCAGACAAGCCAACAGGAAGGCCGGAUGUGCAGUCACCUCUCUCCUUGCCUCAGAGCUGACAAAGGAUGACGCCAUGACUACAUGUUCUGCUAAGGUGCCCAGGAUGAGCGAGGGAACCCGGGACAUGCACGAUGAAAAUAAGGAGUUGAUUGGUCGUGCGAGCUAGGCCUCGGCUGUGCAGCAACACUGGUUGAACAGCUGAGCCUGGGGCAGCCCUGUCUUGCAGCAUGAGCCUAAGGGGUCAAAUGGAUUUUCCUCUUCGGCAGCCAACCUUCCCUGCCUCCUUUCUUUGACCUGCUGCUCUCUGUAUAGCAUACACAGCUUUAGCUGUCUGGAGGCAAGAAGGAAAGGGCACAGUGGAAGAAGCCCUGGAUGUCCACUCAGCACUGGCUGUUGCAUUACCAAAGCAGGGACCAUCUAUGCUGCCUUAACCCUGUCUUACCUUUGUUAUUGUGCUGCCAGGUCUUGGGCAUGCCCAACCUGCUUCCUCAGUCCCUGGCUCCAAAGGAGCUCACCCCAAGGUCAAUCUUGCUGGAUUCAUGUUCUUUCUGCUGUCUUGUGCCCUGCUGUGGCUUCUCUGGCCCUAGGAACCGCAUGGGGCUCUUGAACUUUCUGACCAUAUUCUUAUAUUUCCUAUCAUUGCUGCCUCUCCUGCUUUCUUCUCCCUCUCUCCAUUUGCUAUUGAUAUUUAUUGUUUGUGGUGAAGUGUUGGCUGCUGCUUCUAAAGAAAUGAGGAGCAGCUCCACCUUCACUCCACCCCUAGGGAAGGACCCCUUCCUCGCCCCAGCUUCACAAAGCAAAAAGAACCAGACCACCACUAUCCAGCUAUGGCAUGAAGUAGAGCACCUGAGGAAAAAUGAUCCUAGAGUCUGGGCAUUGCGAACGGCAUCAAGACAGGACAGCCUCUCCACAUCCUCAGCUUAACUGAGUGUCCCUCCUUCCUCCCUCCCUCUGUUUUCUGCACUUGCCCCCUCACUGCUGAUAUCCACUGCCCUUGUUAUUUUUAGGGUCUUGGCUCAUCCCCAUCUGAAGUUUCAGCUGUUAUAUGGCUGCACAAGGCCCCCACCCUCUCCAAGUCUCCAGGGAAAGGGGAGGCAGAGCCUCCUGACUAAGAAAUUGUUUUGCAAAUGGAUCUAUUUUUGUAUAAGAUGUUGUUUUUUAGAAAAUAUAAAAAAAAAAGCUCUCUCUUCUCUGUUCCCUGCCCCUUCUCCCUCCUGAAUGUCAGAGUUCCUGGAAUUUUUCCCCUUUGCUUAUCCCCAGACACCAGGAUCUGCCUCACUGCCCUCAUCUGAACCUGUCCUAAUGGGCAUGUUCAAAUUCCAAGCCCCAAGCAAUAGUUCUGGAUUAUUAAUUUCUGAGGUCUAUGGGUGACUUGGUACUUUUUUCCCUGACUAGACAAGGCCAGGCCAAAGAGCUGAGAGGAUCCAGGUACUGCUGAGUUUUUUAUAAAUUUAAUAUAUUUGAAGAGCCAAAUGUGCAAAUGCUAACUGGGCACUAUGGGGGAAGAGAGAGGUCCAGAUUAAGGGAUUGGGGUAGGGGAAAGGGUGGAAUCAUGUAAGUAAGAUGCCUAGGCACUGUGCCCUCACCCUACACUGGAUACAAUUGUUGUGCCAUACUCCCUAGAAAGGUAAACCUAGAAUUCCCAAAUGCAGCUUGAAUCAUCCCUGCCCUCCUCAUGUCCCCUUCAUUUCCUUACUUAUAGAUAAGAGGAAAAUGGGAUCCUCUGAGGAGAAAAUCUAGAAGACUCAAAGACAGGGAAUUCUGGGAGUUGGGAAGGUCCAAAAUCCUGGGCCUAGGGUUUGGGGCAACAGCAGCUGCUGUGAGAACUUUUUUCAGAUGCUGUGUCAUAAGGAGUACUUGCUACUCCCAUUGUCCCUCCCUGCUGGCUGACAGUCAAACUUUGAAUCUUUCUUUUUUAAAUCACUUUUGCUAAGAUGCAUUUGAUAAAAAAAGAAAAAAAAGCAAACAAACAAAAAACCCCAAUAAUAAUAAAGGGCAAGAUACAAAUCUAUAUCCCUUGCCUUUUGGGCUUCUGGGACAUGUCAUCAUCUUUGAUUUGUUGGAUUUAUUUGUUCACAACUGUUAAUAAAGCAUUGGAACAGUAUUCAUUCUAGUUUUCUUUGUGAGGUUUUGGCCCACACCUCUUCCAUGCCCCAAAUAUAUAACCUUCCCUUCUCAAUUUGAGAAAAUCCAAGGGCCUUGCCCAACCUCCUGGAUUAAUAUCAAGUUUGUUGCUUCCCAAGCACCAAUUCAUAUUAACAGUAUUAAACACCUCCUGUUUAAGGAGUGCAAGUCUGGAAAUACAAGUAUGAAAAAUGAAAAUUCCUGUACUUGAGCUUAAAAUCUAAUGGAAGGGUAGGUAUACAAAUAAGUAUGGAAUAUUAAUAAAUGAAUGUGUAGAAAGCUUUAAAGUUUGCAAAAAAAAAAAAAAUUCUGUGUGUGUGUGUACACACACAUACACCUUUGGCGCCUCACAACAAUCCUGAAGAGAAGUCUAGUAAGUUGUCAAAUUCAAAUAGAAAUGGAUAGUAUCUGGGUAGUAUGUUGACAUAAAAAACCUCCCCACAAAUUAACAUUGUGUUGCAUUUUUUAUUUUGUUAAACGUUUCCCAACUACAUUUUAAUCUGGUUAGGGCCACACUUAGGAUCUCUGGUCUUAAGUGGAAAAGAAGCUUCAGAUUCAAAAAGGCCUGGCUCUGAUGAUGACGGAGUGACCCUCAGCAAAUUCCUUAAUUUCUCAGUUUUCUAGACAACUCUUUUUAGAUUAUAAAUUGAAGUCUAGGUGUAGAUCUAGGAGUUCCCUAUACAAGUGAAAUCAUUGCUUAUUCAUUAGUCUCUAAAAAGCAUUAUGUUUAAAUGGACCCCUUGCAAUAAUGGUGCAAGGCCUAUCUGAGUACUACUACUUUUAAAUAAUUUUCAGUGGGAGUUAGAGGAGGAAGCACAGAAAGUUUCAUAGAGAUUGUAGCAUUUACUAAGCCUUUAAGGAAAACAAGAUUUUCUACAGACAGGACAUUGUAGGGAGCAGGCAGGAGUUAGAUCAGGGAAUAGCUAAGAAUCGUUGAUUAGACUAAUAGAGUGUGGAAAAGAGGAAUAAUGUGAUUUAUUAUACUAGGAAGCUGUGUGAAAUGUGAGGCUAGAGAAUGUCUUUUAUAUUGUGUAAUCUGUGGGUGAGUCACUUCUCUGUGCCUCAGUUUCCACCAAAUAAAUGGAUUGGACUAGGUUUCUAAGGUGCCUUCCAGUUUAAGAUCCUAUGAUCCUGUAGAUAUUUGUUCAUUAAAUAAAUUUUGAAGUACUGUGUAGAGCAUAGGUGCUGAGAGAAGUUUCUAAGAGAUGAUUAGUUGCUUUCAGACUCUUGUGUCUACUUGGGAUAAGGCAAACCUAACUAAUAACAUAUUGCCUGAUAAAUUUGGAGAAGAAAAGAGUGGGGAACCAGUUCAGACCUGAUUUUAUCUCAGUUCCCAGUGUAGAAACUUCCUCUGCAGAUUAAUGCAGAUUGGUAAAUUGAUGUCUUAAUUGCCUGGGCCAUUAAGAUGAUGUGAUUUAUUCCUUGGACAUAUAGCUAGAUGUUUCAGAGACCUGAAGCCAUCUCCACCUCUCCACCUCAGACUUUCCUCUUUAUCAUAGCAUUUUGCUUCACAAAAUAAAGAGAGAGUCAUAAAGUGUUAUAUGGGUCUGAAGAGGUUUAUCACUUUCUGGAGGGUCAGUUAAGGCCACAUGGAGGAAGUUACUAUCUUUGACUUUGAAGAACAAAAAGAAUAUUCCAAAUAUAAGAGAUAUGGAGGCAAGGUUUAGAGGGUCUUGGGUACAUAGAGUGAGCCAUCUUGAUUCAAGGGUAAAGUGCAGAGAAUGAUGAAAUUGAAGAGCUUUAUCAUUAGUAGGGCAGUUAGAGAGCAUAUGGUCUCUGAGCUCCUGAAGCAGUGCCUCCUACUGUGGCUCAGGGGCUGCACCCACCCUAGUGGUACAGACCUCUUUUUCAGACUUUUCUACAUUGUCUUAGGCAACUUUUAUUGGCUCUGCCAAUCCAGAAUUUUAUUUGAGGCAUCACUUUAAAGUUGUUUGGAAGGGGCUAUCAGGAUAGUUAGCUGUGUCCUUGCUUGUACUCCAUCAUCUUUACCUUUUAGUUUCUGGCCCUGCUUUUCAGCUCAUGCUUACCUCUAACUGUGCUCCAUCUUUGCAAUUUAUACUAGGGAGGGAUAUCCAAAUCAAUCAACAAGGAUUUAAUUGCCUACUACGUGCCAAUCCCUGUGCUAGGUGCUGGCAUGUCUGCCUUCAAAGAGCUUGCCUUCUACUGGGUGAUUACUACAUGUUCACAAAUAAAAUAUAGGUCAAAUAUGUA
Molecule: messenger RNA, 8330 nt
Organism: Antechinus flavipes (yellow-footed antechinus)
Lineage: Eukaryota; Metazoa; Chordata; Mammalia; Dasyuromorphia; Dasyuridae
Gene: DIAPH1
Product: diaphanous related formin 1
Exons: 28
Coding region: 301-4161 (1286 amino acids)
Biological process (GO): actin cytoskeleton organization; actin filament polymerization
Cellular component (GO): actin filament; cytoplasm
Molecular function (GO): small GTPase binding; actin binding; microtubule binding
Source: RefSeq, a predicted model, not a curated record